Molecule: messenger RNA, 1500 nt
Organism: Sphaeroforma arctica JP610
Lineage: Eukaryota; Ichthyosporea; Ichthyophonida
Exons: 11
Coding region: 1-1500 (499 amino acids)
Cellular component (GO): plasma membrane
Molecular function (GO): intracellularly calcium-gated chloride channel activity; volume-sensitive chloride channel activity
Source: RefSeq, a predicted model, not a curated record
AUGCUUAGAGCUGCAAAACGGAACAUACGUAGGGAAUACUUGGGCCUGACCUUGAAUGUCAUGGACCUUCAAUUCGAGGUCAACAAUGUGAUCCAGGAAGGGGCGAAUGAAGUGCUGGUGGUGCUCGACAACAUAGUCGAAGAGACGAGAGACAUCACGGAGGUGUCACAGGGGUACCAAGAUACUAUUGCAUUUUUCAACACGUCACAAAAAGCAGCCUUCAUCGUCUUCGUGAUCAUCAUGGUACUGAUGAUCAUUCUGUUUUCAAUCACGCUCUGGCUCUCUCCAGCCCUCAGUAAAGAUUUGGGAUCGGAAGACGGGCUUCGGGCGUCAAUGUCACACGGCUGUAGUAGAGGGAUGCGCUGGGGCCUUCUGCCGCUGUCGAUACUUGUGGUUUUGGUGUCGUUCCUGGUGAUUGCUCUCGCCAUCACAAUGAGUGUUGCAUUGGCCGAUCUCUGCGACAGGCCGGACGCAUUCAUCAAAUCACGUCUUUCCACCGACAAUUUAGAAUAUUUGGGAUACUAUAUAGACGACUGUGUGGGUGCCAACCCUAAUCUGCAACUGCUCGAAGAGAAAGGUGUGUGGCUGGUACAGGCAGAAGGUAUCUUGGCACUGUCUAAUCUGACUGCUGAGACCUGUGCGCCGGGCGUUCGAGAUGAAUACCGUGCCUUAUUUCAGGAACUCAAUACAGAUGUAGUCAAGGGUAAUGCACUGCUCGAUACCGCCCGUGAGAUGGUCUCGUGUCGAGUCAUCAAUGGGCUUUAUAACCUAGCUGUGGAUGAGGGUGUGUGCUCCGAUGCACUGGACGGGAUGAUUCUGCUGUGGAUAGGAUUGCUACUCUCCACUUUGGCCAUGGCAUUUGCGAUGAUGGUCUACACGCGCUUUGUGGUCACCUCGGUGGUCGAUGUGAUAGUAUUCAGGCGCAGUCAAUCACAAAUGAGUUUACCGAGUGAGGCGCGUUCAGCGAACGCUUCCAUGACCAACGCUUCCAUGAUCAACACUGCCAGCGGUAUGCAAUCGAUUGGUGGCAGUGCCGACUUAUUCCGCCGACAGGCUUCCGUGAAUGACGCAAACCAGUCGUUCAUCAAAGCGUACGGCAAGUCUAUCUCUUAUACACCGGACAAUACGAAUGUGCGAGCGAUAGACAUACCCGAGGGGGAUGGAGCCAGUUUCCAGGCAUAUGGCGACCCCGCAGUGUACCAAAACAACAUCCCCGCGGCGCAGAUCAACCACCAGCUGUACCCGGUUGGCCAUCGUCUUGGAUCUGUUCGACAAUUCAGCUACACGCAAGAAGUACCGCAGCGCCGAGGCAGUCAGGGUAUGCAACCCCCAGGCUAUGGGUCAAACCCGAAUUUCUUAGAGUAUUCCGAAGUCGAUGAUGAGUAUCCCAGCACAAGCGGUGUCACUUUGGUGCAUACUGAACUGGGACAUGGAUCAAGUGUCAGCGCGCGUAGUAGGGCGAACAGUCAGGGCGCUCUCAUGGGCGGCAACCGGGGUUGA